CAGUUUGCAAAAGAGUCUCAAAGCCAAGCCAUAAGCCCAUAACCAAUUAACCAUCCACAAAGUAAAACUAUUGCCAAAAAAAUAAAAAAAAAUAAAAAAAAUCAGCUUUCUCUAAUAAACCCUAGCCAUUAUUGAAAGAGGAGAAGAAAAACCCUAAACCCCUCUUUCAAUUCGUAGUCUCUUUCUCUCUCCUCAGAAAAGUAGCAGAAAUGGUUGCAAUAGCAGCGAAGAAGAAGAAGAAUGUCGAGAAUUUCAUUGCCAAAAAGACUAAAAAAGAAGAAGCUCCAGUAGUGAAGAACACGAAGAAGAACAAAAUUGAUGAUAUAUUAUCUGGAGAUGAUUCUGAACAAAUUGAUGAAUUUGAAACUGAAAGUGGAAGUUCAUCUGAUGAUUCAGAAGAUGAUAACCAACUUAAGGAUGAUUUUCUUGCUGGAAGUGGAACUGAUAAUGAGGAUGACGAUGAUGAUGAGGAGGAUGAAGAAGGAGGUAAUGAUUUUGAGUCGGGUUCGGGGUCGGAUUCGGAUGAUUCUGAUGAAGAAAACAUUGAGUUGUCGUCGAAAGCCAUUGAUGACAAACGAGCAAGGCAACAGAAGGAAGCAGAUGAUGAAUUGAAGCUCAAUAUACAGGAAGAAACUGAGUUUAGACUGCCAACCAAGGAGGAGCUUGAACUAGAGGCACUUGGACCUCCUGAUCUUCCUAGUCUCCAGAGAAGAAUCAAAGAAAAUAUUCGGAUCCUUUCAAAGUUUAGGACUUUGAAACAAGAAGGGGCGUCAAGGAAAGAUUAUACUGACCUGCUUAAAACCGAUUUAUCUACAUAUUACGGUUACAAUGAGUUCCUGAUUGGGAUGUUGUCAGAGAUGUUCCGACCUGUUGAGUUAUUGGAACUCAUUGAAGCUUUUGAAAAUCCUCGUCCAAUGUGUAUAAGAACUAAUACAUUGAAGACACGUAGACGGGACCUUGCUGAUGUUCUCUUGAACAGAGGAGUGAACUUGGACCCUUUGGGCAAGUGGUCAAAGGUUGGAUUAAUAAUAUAUGAAUCCCAAGUGCCAAUUGGUGCCACUCCUGAAUAUAUGGCUGGUCACUACAUGUUGCAAAGUGCAAGUUCUUUCUUGCCAGUGAUGGCUUUAGCUCCUCAAGAAAAAGAGAAAAUUGUCGACAUGGCAGCGGCUCCUGGUGGGAAAACUACAUAUAUUGCUGCUCAUAUGAAGAACACAGGAUUAGUGUUUGCAAAUGAGAUGAAAAAGCAGAGGCUUCACUCUUUGUCUGCAAAUAUUAGCCGCAUGGGGGUGACGAACACAAUAGUUAUAAACUAUGAUGGAAGAGAGCUAACAAAGGUAUUGGGAGUUAAUUCAUGUGACAGAGUGCUAUUGGAUGCCCCUUGCAGCGGAACAGGGGUAAUAUCAAAGGAUGAAUCUGUAAAAUCCUCUAAAAGCAUUGAAGAGAUACAGAAAUGUGCUCACUUGCAACAGCAACUUAUUCUAGCUGCAAUUGAUUUGGUGGAUGCAAACUCAAAAACUGGAGGAUAUGUUGUGUAUUCAACUUGUUCUAUCAUGGUUAUGGAGAAUGAAGCAGUAGUAGACUAUGCCUUGAAGAAACGGAAUGUAAAACUAGUCUCAUGUGGACUGGACUUUGGAGAGGAAGGAUUUGUCAACUUUAGGCAAUAUCGAUUUCAUCCAUCAUUAGACAAGACUAGGCGGAUCUACCCCCAUAAGCUCAAUAUGGAUGGUUUUUUUGUGGCCAAGUUAAAAAAAGUAAGCAACACAAAUCCCAUUCCACGCUCUGAUGUUCCAUCAGAAACAAUAGAGCAGGAUCUCAAUCUCAAUGACACAGAUGCUGAUGGACAGAAGUCUAAUAAGCGACAAAGAGAUGAUGAUGAGCCACAAGAGACUGAGGAUUUGAAUGAAACUCCCUUGGAUAAUGGUAAGAAGAAACCUUCUUCUAAACUCACAGAGAAGAAAACGACCUCAAAGACAAAUGUUAAGGAUAACGAAAACGAAGUAUCACCUCCAAAAAAGAGGAAGAAAAGGGUCUUUCCAUCUCGUGAAGAAGUUUCAAAAGCAAGGGAAGAAAAGAGAGAAGAGUUGAGGAAAAAGAAGGUAGAAGGCAAGAAGAAACGCGGUAAAUGAUCAUUUGAGCAUACCUCUCAAACCAUUCUGUCAAGAAUGUUGUUUACUAACAUGAUGAACAAAUUCUCUUAUUAGUUCCCAGUUUUGUAUCCAGCUUCUUAAAACCACAAAAGAAAAAUGUUUUGUAUCCAUUUAAUUUUUGUUUCCGUUUUUGUGCAAAAUUUUAGGAGUAAAUUAUGUGUGCCCUUAGGUUAAUGGUAGAAUCAGAGCACAUGUUAUAGAAAAUUUUGUUCAAAACAACUGGAAGGAUAAAUCUUUGAAAGAAUUAUGCUUAUGACAUUAUGGUGUAUUGUAUUAUUCUGAAGUUCUGUAUGAGUAAUUUUUAUUUGAUAGGUC
Molecule: messenger RNA, 2462 nt
Organism: Chenopodium quinoa (quinoa)
Lineage: Eukaryota; Viridiplantae; Streptophyta; Magnoliopsida; Caryophyllales; Amaranthaceae
Product: 25S rRNA (cytosine-C(5))-methyltransferase nop2-like
Exons: 17
Coding region: 210-2126 (638 amino acids)
Biological process (GO): rRNA base methylation; maturation of LSU-rRNA
Cellular component (GO): nucleolus
Molecular function (GO): rRNA (cytosine-C5-)-methyltransferase activity; RNA binding
Source: RefSeq, a predicted model, not a curated record